UCUCUCUCUCUCUCUCUCUCUCUCUCUCUCUCUCUCUCUCUCUCUCUCUCUCUCUCUCUCUAAUUCAAGGGGCUUUAUUGGCAUGAGAAACGUAUGUUUACAUUGCCAAAGCAAGUGAAAUAGAUAACAGCUCCAAAAGAAUAAAGACAUUUCAAAUGUCAUAUUAUGUCUAUAUACAGUGUUGUAACGAUGUGCAAAUAGUGAAAGUAUAAACAUAAAUAUGGGUUGAAUUUACAGUGGUGUUUGUUCUUCCCUGGCUGCCCUUUUCUUGUGGCAACAGGUCACACAUCUUGCUGCUGUGAUGCACACUGUGGUAUUUCACCCAGUAGAUAUGGGAGUUUAUCAAAAUUGGAUUUGUUUUCCAAUUCUUUGUGGAUCUGAGGGAAAUAUGUGUCUCUAAUAUGGUUAUACAUUUGGCAGGAGGUUAGGAAGUGCAGCUCAGUUUCCACCUCAUUUUGUGGGCAGUGUGCACAUAGCCUGUCUACUCUUGAGGACCAGGUCUGCCUACGGCGGCCUUUCUCAAUAGCAAGUCUAUGCUCACUGAGUCUGUAUAUAGCAAAAGCUUUCCUUAAGUUUGGGUCAGUCACAGUGGUCAGGUAUUCUGCCACUGUGUACUCUCUGUUUAGGGCCAAAUAGCAUUCUAGUUUGCUCAGUUUUUUUGUUCAUUAUUUCCGAUGUGUCAAGUAAUUAUCUUUUUGUUUUCAAAUUAUUUGGUUGGAUCUAAUUGUGUUGCUGUCCUCUCUCUCUCUCUUUCUCUCUUCUCUCUUGAUCUCUCUCUCUCCUCUCUCUCUCUCUCCUCUCUCUCUUCUCUCCUCUCUCUCUUCUUUCUCUCUUCUCUCUCUCUCUUCUCUCUCCCCUCUCUCUCCUCUCUAAUUAGGACUAGUGCAGCAUGAUGUAGAGUGUAAACAAAAGCAGAGUGGUUUGGCUGAGGGCUGUCGUGUGUGUGUGUGUGUGUGUGUGUGUGUGUGUGUGUGUGUGUGUGUGUGUGUGUGUGUGUGUGUGUGUGUGUGUGUGUGUGUGUGUGUGUGUGUGUGUGUGUGUGUGUGUGUGUGUGUGUGUGUGUGUGUGUGUGUGUGUGUGUGUGUGUGUGUGUGUGUGGAGUGCAGCACUGUGAGGUCAUAGGGAAGGAACAGGGAGAGUUAUUUUUCAGAACUCAAGUGGUGUUUCCAUGGAACCCCUAGGAGUUCCUGUCUGUCACCACCGCUGGUCAGCGGACAGAAACCCCAUCUAGUUCAUCAGUAGAGUGGUCCCCAGGUAAAGCCCUCCUAUGAGGUGAGGUUAAGGUGACCCCUGACCCCGCUCACACAGCGCCCCUCCACCAGGCAGCAGGACUAAGGGAUGUCACGGGGCUUCCUGCUGCUCACGCUGCUCACGGUCUUCUCCAGCAUCCAAGUGUCCCCAGCUAAGCCAUUAAAGGCGUUGAUGCAGAGAUGGGUGAUGUAUACGGAGGAGUGUAGCCGCAAUAACAGCAGAGAACCGCCGCUCACUGGUGUUGUGUGUAACAGGACCUUUGACAUGUAUGCCUGCUGGCCCGAUGGACUCCCCAACACUACUGUCAGUGUGUCCUGUCCCUGGUACCUGCCCUGGCACCACAAAGUCCAGCAUGGUUCGGUGUACAGGGAGUGUGACGCGGACGGCCAGUGGGUUCCCCAGAAGAACACUAGCGAGUGUGAUGCUAAUGAUCCUGCUCAGCCUCACUAUGGUCAGAUCCUCAAGAAGUUCCGGACCAUGUACACUGUGGGCUACUCUCUGUCUCUGGGGGCUCUGGUGUUAGCGCUCGGAAUCCUGAUCACUUUCAGGAAGCUCCACUGUAUGAGGAACAACAUCCACAUGAACCUGUUUGCCUCUUUCAUCCUGCGUGCUCUGUCCAUCCUGAUAAAGGACGCCAUGUUGGAGGUGCCCAGCGUCAACAUCGGACAGGACCAGGACAUUACACACUAUGAGGUGGAGUGGCUCGUCAACAACCAGACGGCGGUGGGGUGUCGUAUCGCCGUGGUGAUGAUGCAGUACAGUAUCAUGGCUAACAGCUAUUGGCUGCUGGUGGAAGGCAUCUACCUCCACAACCUGCUGGUCAUCACCGUGUUCACUGAGAGAAACUACUUCAACAUCUACCUGUGUAUCGGCUGGGGUGCCCCUCUGAUCUUCCUGGUGCCCUGGGUGAUGGUGAAAUACCUGUAUGAAAAUGAGGAGUGCUGGGAGCAGAAUAUCAACAUGCAGUACUGGUGGAUCAUACGGUCACCUAUACUGCUAGCAGUUGUGAUUAACUUCCUGAUCUUCAUCCACAUAAUAAAGAUCCUGGUGUCCAAACUGAGGGCUCACCAGAUGAGAUACUCCGACUACAAGUUCCGGUUGGCUAAGUCUACCCUAACCCUGAUCCCUCUACUAGGGAUCCACUUGGUGGUGUUUGUCUUCGUGACAGAUGAGUCCACCGAGGCCACCAUCGCCCUGCGUCUCACCAAACUCUUCAUCGACCUCUUCUUCACCUCCUUCCAGGGUCUGCUGGUAGCUAUCUUAUACUGCUUUGUCAACAAAGAGGUCCAGUCAGAGAUCCUGAAGAAGUGGAAGCGUUGGAAGCUGGGUCGUAACAUCGAGGAGGAGUACCGCCACACCUAUAGCCAGACGCCCCACCUCAACACUAAGAGCAACAGCCUGCUGGGUCACAACCCCUCGCACCCCUCCUCCCUGCUCCUCCACCCCCACCUCCCCGACAUCACCACCUCCUCCCCUGCUCCCCUUGGCCGGGGCCCGGGCUGCUCCCCAGAGGAGAAGCACCUCCUGGUGGUGAGCUGUCAGAAUGGCAUGGGGCGGAGCAGGAAGAACACGGGGUCGUCCAUGCAGUUCCCCUCCCUACCACGUGAGGGAACCAUCAGCUGUAGUCACACACUGUUAGAGGAUAAUAUGGAGGAAAUCUGCUUGACGGACAGGGUGUCAGAGUGUUACGAGGCUCCUAGAGGAAAUGCAGAGAGCCAACUCUGA
Messenger RNA from Salvelinus fontinalis (brook trout), 2976 nucleotides. RefSeq names its product glucagon receptor-like. Gene Ontology annotation, cellular component: plasma membrane. Gene Ontology annotation, biological process: adenylate cyclase-activating G protein-coupled receptor signaling pathway; cell surface receptor signaling pathway. The transcript is spliced from 14 exons. The coding region runs from base 1339 to 2976 and encodes 545 amino acids. The record is from RefSeq and is a predicted model, not a curated record. Gene Ontology annotation, molecular function: gastric inhibitory peptide receptor activity; glucagon receptor activity; peptide hormone binding. Lineage: Eukaryota; Metazoa; Chordata; Actinopteri; Salmoniformes; Salmonidae.